Pectinophora gossypiella (pink bollworm) is the source of this 4274-nucleotide messenger RNA. RefSeq names its product glutamine--fructose-6-phosphate aminotransferase [isomerizing] 1-like. Lineage: Eukaryota; Metazoa; Arthropoda; Insecta; Lepidoptera; Gelechiidae. The transcript has a single exon. Gene Ontology annotation, biological process: carbohydrate derivative biosynthetic process; protein N-linked glycosylation; fructose 6-phosphate metabolic process. The coding region runs from base 236 to 2260 and encodes 674 amino acids. Gene Ontology annotation, molecular function: L-glutamine:D-fructose-6-phosphate transaminase (isomerizing) activity; carbohydrate derivative binding. The record is from RefSeq and is a predicted model, not a curated record.
GCAAGUUUGUGUGGGUUGGACUGGUUCGCCGCUGUAUAUUUACGAUACUAACAAGCCGUAUCUGCGAUAACGAAACACGAUGACGUGUGCUUUGCCGUAAGUGAAAGUAACUUAUUUAGUGGUAUGAGCAAUACGCGUAGGCCUUCAGUAUCGUUUGUGUGUUGCGCCGGUCACAGUCUCUCGCGGGUUGUGGUGUCGUUCACUCAGGUCCACAUUACGUUCUACUCCGCUUACGAUGUGCGGAAUUUUUGCAUACAUUAACCAUUUGACGCCGAAAACCCGGCGAGAAAUAUUAGAGCUACUUGUAAAUGGAUUGAAACGGUUGGAGUACCGCGGUUACGACUCGGCGGGCGUCGCAGUUGAUACCGCUGAUCAGAAAGACAUUGCUGUUGUGAAACGAAGCGGCAAGGUUGCUGCGCUCGAGGAGUUGCUGCAGGAGCGCAGUGUAGAGCUAGGUGUGGAGGAAUGCGUGGACUCGCACUGCGGCAUCGCUCACACCCGCUGGGCUACCCAUGGCGAACCCAGCGCCGUCAACUCGCACCCUCAGAGGUCCGAUGAGGACAAUACCUUCGUCGUCAUCCACAAUGGCAUUAUCACCAACUACAAGGAAGUCAAGACUUUCCUGGAAAACAAGGGUUAUGCCUUUGAAUCCCAAACUGAUACAGAGAUCAUUGCGAAGCUGGUUCAUCACAUUUACAAUCAACAUAAGGAUUAUAGUUUCCAGGAGUUAGUUGAACAGGUUAUUCAACAACUUGAGGGUGCUUUUGCUUUGUGCUUCAAAUCACGUCAUUUCCCCAAUGAAUGUGUAGCAACUCGCCGUGGUAGCCCACUGCUAGUUGGUAUCAAAACUCGUCGCCGGUUGUCAAGUGACCAUGUCCCCAUUAUGUACACCAACAAUAAAGCUACACGUGGAGUGGUUCCAUCUGUGCCCAGAGUCAAUAGCCACUCUCACUUCCAGCCAGAAGAAGAAAGGGAUGUUGAAUAUUUCUUUGCAUCUGAUGCCUCAGCAGUUAUUGAACACACAAACAGAGUUCUUUACUUUGAAGAUGAUGAUGUUGCUCAUAUUAAGGAUGGUAUUCUCAGCAUUCAUCGUUUGUCAGGAAGUAACACUGACCCACAUCAGCGUGAAAUUUUUACCCUCAAACUGGAGAUUCAGCAAAUAAUGAAGGGUAAUUAUGACUAUUUUAUGCAAAAAGAAAUUUUUGAGCAACCUGAAUCCAUUGUCAACACAAUGAGAGGUCGUCUGAAUUUUGCUGAUGGUACUGUAACCCUGGGAGGUAUCAAGGACUAUAUUCCUGAGAUUAAACGUUGCAGGAGGUUGAUGUUAAUUGGGUGUGGUACCAGCUACCAUAGCGCCGUAGCUACUCGCCAAUUGUUAGAGGAAUUAACUGAACUACCAGUUAUGGUAGAAUUGGCUUCUGAUUUCCUGGACCGAAACACGCCUGUUUUCCGUGAUGAUGUCUGCUUCUUUAUUUCACAAUCGGGGGAGACCGCAGAUACGCUCAUGGCUCUACGAUAUUGCAAACGUCACGGCGCCCUCAUCAUCGGUAUCACCAACACAGUAGGCAGCUCCAUCUGUCGCGAGUCUCACUGCGGUGUGCAUAUCAACGCGGGUCCUGAAAUCGGUGUCGCCUCUACAAAGGCAUAUACUUCACAGUUCGUCUCUCUCGUCAUGUUCGCCUUGGUAAUCAGUGAGGAUCGCAUUUCUCUGCAAAAGCGACGUGCCGACAUCAUUGAAGGUCUCCACCAUUUGGACUCCCAGAUUAGACAAGUACUGGCAUUAGAUGCGCAAGUCAAAGCGCUCGCUGAAGAUCUUUACCAACAGCGAUCUCUACUCAUUAUGGGUCGCGGAUACAAUUUCGCAACUUGUCUAGAAGGAGCUCUUAAAGUUAAGGAGUUAACUUACAUGCACAGCGAGGGAAUUAUGGCGGGAGAAUUAAAGCACGGCCCGCUCGCGCUUAUCGACGAUUCUAUGCCGGUAAUGAUGAUUGUAAUGCGUGACCCUGUUUAUACGAAAUGCAUGAAUGCACUGCAGCAGGUGACAGCUCGUCAAGGACGUCCUAUCCUAAUUUGCGAAGAAGGUGACACGGAGACUAUGUCCCUAGCUUCGCGCUGUCUUCAGAUGCCAAAAACAGUUGAUUGUUUACAGGGCGUCCUGACUGUCAUCCCCAUGCAACUGCUUGCUUACCACAUUGCCGUUCUUCGUGGUUGCAAUGUCGAUUGUCCGCGUAAUCUCGCAAAAUCUGUGACUGUAGAAUAAUCACCUUGUAAACGUAACUUUACGGCGAUCUCAUACCUAUGUAUGGCACAAUAACGUUAUAUGCUUUAUUUUGUACGUUUUAAAUGUAUACUUACCUAUGUAUCAUCAUAAUAUAUAUUACGGAGUUUGAGAAUAGGGUAUUGUAAAAAAAAAUAGAAUGAAAACCUAGGAUAGGUAUCCUCUAGAUCUUCUAGCUUUGUUAUAGGUACGUCAGUAGAAACUACUUUGCGGCAAAAGAAUUACUUUUCACUACUUUCUACACCUCUUGCUUGCGUAAUUUGAUUCACGAAUGAAGUAAUAGGUACGUCGCACAGGAUAUUGGUAUAUAAAUAAGCAUUUCGAAGUUAAAGCAUCAAUACUUUACACAUUCCAUGGUUUUGUAUUGAAAAAUUACUGCUAUGAUUACAUUCCUCGACUUUGUGUUGGUUUCCUAUUUGCACUAGGUAAAUAUUUUUCUUAUACUGUAUCAAGGUCGCACCUCUCACUCGAAUUCUUAAUGAAUGACAUUUAUUUUCAAUUUAUGUCCCUGUCACUAACUAAAUGCUAAACUCUAAAAUACUUAUAAAUACCUAUUCUAUUGGCAUUUUAAACAGGUUAGACUGAAACAAGGAUCUUAGGUACGAGUUCUAAAACAGAUUAUUCGCCAACUUGGGAAAUAUUAGUAGGUAAUAGGCAUAAAACGUAUCAAAGCACAAAAUAGUUUUGUUUUACGCUAUACUUGAGUAACGAAAAUGAAUUUGUAAAAAAAGUAUCAAUACAUUAAAACUAUAAAGGUCGAAUAUAUAUUAAAAUUCGAUAUAUUGUAAAUGAAAUAGGUAGAUCGAUCACCUACCUAAAUCCACAUCACAGGUUCUAAGAUUCUAAAUAUUUUUUUAAGCAUAAAUAAUAAUCGUAGUGGUUUAACAAACGAUAGUGAUACCUAUGUACCUACCUAUCUAUAUGUGGAGCUAAGUAAAUAUUUUGGAUAAAACGUAAUAUAUCACAGUAAAGUAAUAGUGGAUGAAUACUUAGUGAAUCAUCUAGGUAUGUUGCAUUGAAAGAUUGUAUUAUUUUGUAAAAUAUAAAUGUUAUAUGUACUCGUAAAGCUAGGCUAGGACUUAAUAGUAUAGGAAUAUCACAAGACAGCAGCCUGAGACUACGGCAGUUUUUUUGCAUUACCUACAGCGUAAAUUAUUAAUAAAAUUAUUAAUUAUUAAUCAGAAUUAAGAGUAAUUAGUAGAUAUCGCACACAUGCUAUUUCUAAGCUUACUUAUGUCAUUAAAUCGUACUUAUUCAUCUCUGUAUAAUGACGAAAUUAUUAUUAGUCUUAUUUACUACUUUCGUAAUAAUGAUGAGAUUAAUUCAUAAAAUUUUUGCUCGAUAAGACGCAUAUGUAAGUCUUAGUCUUUUCGUGAAAGAACGACUUCAAUAUAUUUUAUUAUCUACUACUUAUACCCAAAACAAGGAUAUCCAUGAUAAUAUGUACCUUUUAGAUAAAAUUACAUAGUAAAGUAUCCGAUUAAAUAAUCUAAUUUCGUGUAAAAUUCCUUUACGUCAUUAUUAAAACUGAAAUCACAAAGUGGGGUUCUCCUGAAAUCCCUAUAUAUUCGUGAAAAUAUUUUGUUAUCUGUUCUUCCUAAGCUAAUCCCUAGUCAAAACAUAAAAUUUUUAGCUUGGGUCUAGUUUUUUGGGACAAACAACUAACUAAAAUGGUACCUAUAAAUUCCUGUCUUAAAUAUGCAUUUUCUGUUUUGUAUAAAUAUUCUAGAAUGUACGUGAAUAUCAAUGUACUUAUAUAAUUUUUUUCAUAAAUAUGAUUUUAUUUAUUCUAAAAUCGCAGUUGUUAUGUUUGUAUUAUAUUUCUAAUAUAUAUUUGAAUAGAUACGUAAGAUAAUUGAUGCAAUGUAAUGAUAGAUAACAAUGAAAUCUGUACAACAGAUCGAAGAAUGCAAAGCGAAAUUUUUUUUUAUAUAUGUUAUGUAAAAAUUUUAUGAGAAUUAUUAUUUACAUAGAAAUAAAUCUAUAAGUUUUAUAA